AUGAAUGUGGAUACGGUGUACGGUGAUCUAAAAGAUACGGAGAAACCUGUCCAAGGAAAUCCACAAACAUACCAACAAAUUAUGAAGAACACUAACAUAGUAAAUCCACCAGAAGCCACAUUCGAAAGUAUGGAGAAAACUAAUACCCAAACUCGAGACCGCCCAAAUAAAGAAAGUAUGCAGAAUACUGGAAAUAAUUCAGAAGCGACUAAAAGACAACGAAAAGAAAGUAUGGAAAACCCAAAUCAAGGAGCGGUGAAAACGCACCAAACCCAACACCCCAAAAGGAACCGUAAAAGACAAAAUAUCCCCAGUGACAGCCAAACCUAA
Messenger RNA from Psylliodes chrysocephalus, 330 nucleotides. Lineage: Eukaryota; Metazoa; Arthropoda; Insecta; Coleoptera; Chrysomelidae. The record is from the annotation of a GenBank genome assembly.